Molecule: messenger RNA, 1626 nt
Organism: Ixodes scapularis (black-legged tick)
Lineage: Eukaryota; Metazoa; Arthropoda; Arachnida; Ixodida; Ixodidae
Exons: 6
Coding region: 161-961 (266 amino acids)
Cellular component (GO): trans-Golgi network
Source: RefSeq, a predicted model, not a curated record
UGCGUAAGCGGUGGAUGUAAAAGCAGACAAUCCGAUCCAAAUCAAUCCAAGUCAUCGCUGUGAUCGCAGUCUCCGACUCUCCGCAGCGGCUGCAUAGAUGUGGUUGCUACAUUUUCGGUUUAGGAGCCGCUGCGAAAUUUGAGCGAGUUUCCUCCCAGUCAUGAAUCGACUAAGGUUCGCUGUCCAAGCCGUCGCCGUCUUCUGGUUCUGCGAGGCUGUCGGCCCAGCGGCCGCGCAAAACUGCAAGCUCGAGGGAGGCUAUCGCUACGAGAGCCUGCUGUCCGCCGUCUGGUAUGCGGAGCCAGACAAGGACAAAUGUGAAGUGAAGAGCAACACUGGGGGCUGCUCCUGGUACCUGCAGUUCUGCAACAACCUCAAAGUGAACCCGUGCGGACCCAACACUGCUUGCGAGGUUGGCAGCACGCUGCAUGACCCUCAGACCCUCGGUACCUUCAAGAACCUAACCUCCAACGGUUACGACAGCUUCGUGGCCCACUUUGAAUCCGAACCCAAUCGCAACGUCAGUGUGACCAAGUGCCAGGGGAUCCUCAAGACCAACCUGGUGUUCAAGUGCGAUGCCGCCAAGGGCAUCUCCAUCGGCAACGACACCCUGCUGGCGAAACUGCCGUUCGACAACGUCAAGAGCAGCGACGACUGCGAGCGCAACCUGACGGUGCCCUUCAGCGGGGCCUGCGGCACCAAGCCAGCCACAGCCUCUGCCGGACUCAGCGCCGGCUCCGUCCUGCUCAUCCUGUUCUUUGUGGGGGUGCUGCUCUACCUGGUGGGGGGCGUGAUCCUCAAGCACAACAGCGGGGCCCGCGGCUGGGAGAUGCUGCCCCACCAGCAGUUCUGGAGCGAGCUGCCCUCCCUGAUUGUGGAGGGCUGCGUCUACUUUGUCAAGCUGGUCACCUGCCAGGCCACUUCGGGCGCCGGAGCCAAUAGGAGCUACGACGACAUCUAAGACUCUUCGAGAUCCUAGACCUUUUUUCAAAUUGGCCGCGACGAGAUUCCGCAGAACUUUCCGAGAGCAACGGUGCCUUCGUUCAAUGGAUGAAAUCGUUUGUUUUUCAACUUUUUAACGAUCCUGAGUGUUACGUUAGUCGUUGUAAUCUACGUCUUUUUCGGUAAUCCUUCUUAAGCUUCGUGGUUGGCUUUGCACCGACGCAACAGGGGUACUCUGUUUAGACAACAGUUGCAGAUUACAAAUAAAUAGCACGAAGGUCAAGUAAACACUGAUGGAACAAGCGCCAACUAACAACUGUCGUUUUAUUACCACUUUGAAUACUAUAGUAAUAUUAUUUUUUAAUACUACGGUAUUAAAACGACAGUUGCGAGUUAGCGCUUGUUCCGUCAGUGUACACUUGACCUUUGUGCUAUUUAUUUGUAUCCAAAUAGCCUACCUUAAUAUUUUAGGACAGCAGUUGUAUCCGGUUAUCGGUGCGGUGCUUGAAGAGACUGCGCGUUCACUCGCUCCUUGUGCAUGCUAUUGUUUUUGUUGAAUGACUGGUGCCACCUUUGCCUAGAGUUACAGUAUUUGGUUGUUUGUAAGAGAGCUUUACCUCCGCUGCGGUCAAUUCUGAGAAGGGCACGCGGUGAAGCAAUAAUAAAAUAUGCUAUUGUUACAGA